Molecule: messenger RNA, 1626 nt
Organism: Lachancea thermotolerans CBS 6340
Lineage: Eukaryota; Fungi; Ascomycota; Saccharomycetes; Saccharomycetales; Saccharomycetaceae
Gene: DAL80
Product: Dal80p
Exons: 1
Coding region: 1-1626 (541 amino acids)
Biological process (GO): negative regulation of transcription by RNA polymerase II; positive regulation of transcription by RNA polymerase II
Molecular function (GO): DNA-binding transcription factor activity, RNA polymerase II-specific; RNA polymerase II cis-regulatory region sequence-specific DNA binding; zinc ion binding
Source: RefSeq, a predicted model, not a curated record
AUGACAAAGUCCAGUGUUGCAGUAGCGGCGGCGCCGGGCGCGAAACCCGCAGAAUCCAACGGCAAUGCUGCAGGAUCGCCUAUGUGCAAGAACUGUCACACGCUGACAACGCCGCUCUGGCGCCGGAAUGAACACGGAGCGGUCUUAUGCAAUGCGUGCGGGCUGUUUCUGAAGCUGCACGGGCGAUCCAGGCCCAUCAGUCUCAAGACAGACGUGAUCAAGUCGCGAAACCGCAAGAGCAACCACGGCACCGCCGCCACCGGCAGCGCAGGCAGCGACUCGUCCGGGGACCAGCGCAAGAAAGAGCACAAGAAGCGCAAGGCACAGGACUCGCGCGAACUGCACGCCGCAGAGACGCUUGAGACACUAAUGCGGAAGGGCAGCGGCGGGAGCGGCGGGAGCGGCGGCAGCCCUCCUCAGCUCGGGCGGCCCGUCCAGCCCGCCCCGCCUGCGGCCGCGAAGGCUGCGGCGGCAGAGGCGGGGACGCCGGGCGCGGCCAAUGUGCAGAACGCUGCGGCGGUGACGCCCGCCGCGACUCCUGCUGGGAGCGUUUCGGGCCCCGGCUCCAAGCCCGCUCUGUCCAACGCAUGGCGCAAAAUAGCGCCUGGCAACCGCACGCCGCCCGCCAAUGUUCCGCAGAUGCCCGCCAACCCACUGCCACACUUGUCGAUGUUGUUCGGAGGCAUGAACCCCUCUAGCCCACCCUCGCGGUUUCCGGCGCGUUCCGAGGAGCGCGCGCACCCGCAGUUCGCUGCCCUGGACCCUGAGAUACUAGGAGACAAGGUGCCAGCGGCCGAGAUGGCGGAGUCGCACUCGCGUCUUUCCGCAGCGCCGCAGUUGCCAAGCCAGUUCCAGGGCCACAAGCCCUCGCCUGGUGAGACCCACCAGAGCCUCCAGACGGUACCGCCCGGGGCCUCUCUCACAUCUUCGGCACUCGCCCAUCAGGAACGCGAGCAUGUGCAGCCUCUCCAUAUGGCGUCGAUCAACGAGAUUCUGAAUAGCCAAAAACCAAAGUCAGAAAAGUCGGCAUCUGCGAUGGGCUCGCCGCCUGUGCAUCCCGGCCUGUCCUCCACAACCAUCCCGCAGGUCAACUCGCCAGUCAGCCGGCCGCUCCCGCACGGCGCCAAUGGCCCGAUCUUCGACACUAUGCGCCGUUACAGCUCAGAAGGUGGAGCGCGCAGGAUGCAGCCCGGAUCGCAGUACUCGGCUUCACCUCCACCCAUGGAUCUGCAGCACAGCAUUGCUGCCACGCACGCCUCGAGCACCCGCCCUCCGCUCGGCCCCCGGCUAGAAGGCCACCAUCGUACCCCGUCGGACACCCGUCUGAGGAAGAACCUGAGUGGGGAACGACUCCACAUGGAAAUGCAGCAGUCCGGGAGUGUCAACGAUCACCGCCAGCAGUUUCAGGCUCCACCACCGCACCAGCAAGAUUUGCCUGUGAGCCGACAGACCUCGGGCGACUCUAUCCAAGCGCAGCCACCACUAGUCAAGCUUCUGCAGAGCCAAGAAGAAGCCAUCAAGCUGAAGACGCGCAUCAGCGAGCUAGAGCUGGUCACUGAUCUCUACAAGAGACACAUUUUCGAGCUCGAUGCGAAAUGCAGAGCUUUGGAAGAAAGACUGGGCUGA